Messenger RNA from Fibroporia radiculosa, 1998 nucleotides. RefSeq lists its product as uncharacterized. Lineage: Eukaryota; Fungi; Basidiomycota; Agaricomycetes; Polyporales; Fibroporiaceae. Bases 1 to 1998 code for a protein of 665 amino acids. The record is from RefSeq and is a predicted model, not a curated record. The transcript has 8 exons. Gene Ontology annotation, cellular component: nucleus. Gene Ontology annotation, biological process: negative regulation of apoptotic process. Gene Ontology annotation, molecular function: RNA binding.
AUGGACGAGCGCAGCCAGGAAGACCAGGAGAGGGAUAUGCGCGAUAUGGUUCGCCGCACGGAGAAAAUGCCUAACAAAACAUCUGGACAGCGUAGGGACGCAUUGAAACGACUGAUUGACCUUGCACAUUCACCUUACCCAAAACUCAAGAUUCUUGCCGCCGCACAUCUCAAAAACUAUAUCAAGGACUUUCCAGAUCUUGAAGACGACGCGAUCAAUGCAGUAUACGACUUAUGCGAGGACCCUGUCACAAAUGUUAGAAUAAGUGGAUAUAGGGCGAUCGUCGACGUUUCCAUGGAGCAGCCCAAGUGGGUGAAGAGGAAUGCAGAUGUCUUGGUGCAGUUACUUCAAAGCGACGAACCGGAAGAAGUGUCUGUGGUUAAAAGGGCUCUCUGCCAACAUCUCGACUUGAACCCUGCUGUCACGCUUGGAGUGCUAUGCGACCAGAUUGUGCCAGCCGAUGAGUCCAUGGACGACGAAGAAGUUGCCAUCCGAAAUCGGCUUCGUUCAUUAGUGCUGUCUUUUAUUACCGGUGAGGCCAAGCGUGCCAUUAUCGAACGACAUACAAGUAUACCCGGAGGUGCAGCCGAGGAAGCGCUUGUAUCUGGAUUACUUCGAGGCAUUGCCAAGCUGACUCCCGUGGACGCUGAAAUCCUCGUGAAAGAUAUUCUAGUUUCUAUUCCCUCUUUCAAACCAGCAUCCGCACGGGGGAAGGAGCUAUUGGAAGCUAUCCUUGAUCGCGCCAAGGUUGCAUUAAAGGCCGAUCUACUUCCAGGAAGCGAACGGGUAUCGUUGCAACAGACGCGGUAUUAUCUGGAGCUUUCAUCGUACGUUGCGGUUGAGAAGCAUAUUGCUCAACCGUCACAGCUACUCCGCUUUUACUUCACAUCCAUGACUUCAAAGAUGAUUUUAAUGAGGUUGAACGAGGAAGCACAACUAUUUGUAAUAUCUCAUGUUGCCGACGUCCUCUCUGCUUAUGAGGAGAGGCCCCCGCAAGCAGCAGGCGCAUCGGAUGCAGACACAGCAAUGUUGAGAAGACAAAUUCCCGAUGUCUGUGUGUUGUUACUCCAGGUCUUCAGCGAAGCAAACUCCGCAGAGCGAAAACCAUGGAAAGCAUGUAUCGUCUUCUUGCGAGCGUGCGAACGAAACUCAGUACAAGUGGGGCGUGCCUUCCCAUCUAACGAGCAUCCUUCAAAGUAUCCAGUCACUCGCAACAUCUCAAACCAUUUGUGUCCAACGAUCUUCUCUUCUCUGUUUGAGCAGUCUCUUAUACCGUCUGCCUCCAAGCCGCAAACGCCGACGGCGUCGGUACCGACAGCAGGCACUACUGACGUUUCGCAAGGUGCUACCAGUAGCAGCAGCAACGCUCCAGCUAAAUUCGAGCGGCGAAUCAUGAACGUGAAGCGAAAGAACGAAGACCGGUCGGCAGCGGGUCUACCACCCAAGCCACAAACCAGCCUACCACCUUCUAUUCACGCCAAUGGAGGACCAAGAAAUAAGUUCCCCGAAGGAGAUCGCCAGCGGUCUUUUACACCACAAGCGCGUCAACGGGCAUCCACUGUUAUGGGCGAUGCUGAGAUGGCGCAAAAUAGCCGUCCGACAUCUCCAGAAGACCAGCCCCGCGCAGCGAAACGGGCGAAGAAAGGCGGCGGGUCUGAGACCAACGAUAUACCGUCUCUCCUCAGCCGUAUGGCAUCUACCUCAUCGAAUGGCCAUUCGGCGAUAGCAAGAGAACGAGAACGAACAAUAUCGGCACCUGGUAGAGGUCGGAUUCAAUCUGCAGCACAUGGUAUUGACCGUUCCAGGCCAAUAAACUCACAAGACGUGGACAAGGAUCCAGUGGGAGGGUACAGCAUAAAAGGCGCAGCUAAGGCGGCGGAACACGACUCUCCCCCGCGUUCUCAGUUGCCAAGUACAUCUCUGUUAGACAGGAUACAGAAGAAAGUUGCUGGUCGUGAGGCGGGUGAACAAAGGAAGAAGAACUGGACUAAGACGUAG